Molecule: messenger RNA, 2603 nt
Organism: Drosophila albomicans
Lineage: Eukaryota; Metazoa; Arthropoda; Insecta; Diptera; Drosophilidae
Exons: 4
Coding region: 83-2038 (651 amino acids)
Cellular component (GO): nucleus
Source: RefSeq, a predicted model, not a curated record
CAGAGCAGUCAGGACUAAUCGCUCUAAUAUUUUGCGCCUGGUGUAUGUUUUUGCCGCCCUCGCGAAACGAACGCCGCUAUCAAUGCCACUGGAUUCAAAACAAACCAAUCAUCAACCUGCCACAUUACGCGGCCUUCGCAAAUGUUCCAGCUGUGGCGCCAUCAACGGCAGUCGGGCGCUGCUCUGCCGCAAUCCCGUCUGCCCACAAAAUAAAAAUUCCCUCGACGGCGUACAAUUGAUUUGCCAUCGCACUGGCUGUGCUAUUUACUCACUGCGUACCAAGGAAUCCAAGCAACAGGAUGCACAGCAAUCACGCAACUUCGUGUGCAUCGAGGAUGUCACACUAUCGUUGCAGCCCAAUGCUGCAGUUGUGUCCAGCAAAGCUAUUUGCCAUGUCGAUGCCUGCAAGAGCGAAAACAACAAUUGCAAGCACAUCAAAGCGUGUCGCGAGUGCAGCGAACAGAUGCCCAAGGCAACGGUUUAUAGUGUCAGCCGUGAAGUGCUCUGGAAUCUCAACAUUAGCCGCGAGCAGAAGCAGCAGCUCUGGCAGCAGUACAAAUCAGCGGAGGAGCAGGAGCAACUGCCUGCCGUGCAACGUCUGAAUGCCACAACAUUCGUUGUGCGUUGCGAGCGCUCGGAAUCGUUUCCUGCGGCGCACCUGCAUGUGACGGCGGUGACCAACGGUUUGUCCACCAAGAAGGGCAUCUAUGCCUGUGCCUGUCGCAAGCUGAAAAUCAUUGUGGAGCCGGACAAUUCGCUGGUGAUGCAGGAUGAGAUCUGUGAUCAUUUAUUGCUGGUGCUUGCGGGGAUUCUAAGUUCACCGCAGGGCAAAACGGUGUAUGGUAACUUUACGAAAAGUCUACAAUCAUUUUGGAUGCCCGCCAAGUUGGAGACGCCGUUGGGCGAGGUGUUAAUGCACGAUGAUUUGCGUCUGGGACUGAGCAUCAAUAUUGGCGGCGACAUGGAGCCGCCAGAUGACAUUUAUAUAUUUGACGAUGAAGUAACCAACGAUUUGCUGUCGCUGCCGAAAGAUCUCUCCGAUGUUGUCUACAAUGUGGAUGCAGCAACACCAACGCAAAACAGCGCCAGCAACAAUGCUGUGGUCCGCUACGCCAACGAUGCUCAGCUGCUGUCCAACUAUGACAUUUAUGCUGAGCAGCACAAUCAACAUCUCGAGUUAACCGACUGCAAUAUUGAGCUCAUGGAUCAAUAUCAACUAACCGAUCAAAUUGAUUUAUGCAGCGAUGACAUUGAGCUGCCGUUGAUCAGUGAACCCUUCAACAUUCUAGCACCGCCGCCAGCGCCCGCAAAUCAAUUGCCAGCCAUUGAAUUACCCACAAUAUCGGUGAUCAAGGAGACGGCCAUCAAGGCAUCUGAAAUUGUCAAGGAAGUCAAGACUCGCAAGCAGCCGCCAUUGCCUGCGAAGCGUACUUUAAUUGUAAAUGAAACAAACACAACAACUGUGGAAACUGUGGGCGUUGAGGUGCAGCCCGCAUUGGCCUACGAGGCGUGGCUGGAUUAUGUGAUAGAGCUGAUCAACGAUUCCAUUGAGCCUGUGGCGGAGCAGGCAGCUGUGAGCACACGUCCAGUGCAGCACAGCUUGCAUGUGCAUAAGGAAACCUUUUCGCACUUUAGCAAGAGCUUCAGUACGGGCAUCAAGCGGCGUCCACUGGACAAUGUCACGGUGAUAGCGAGUGGCAAGCACAAAGGACGCAGCAAGUACGUGUGGCACUUUAGAGCCUCGCAUACCGUCAAACGCAUCUUCAGCAGUCGCAAUCUUAGCCUCCAAUUACAGCGCUCCUUCGAACGUCAACCUGAUGGCCACUUUGAGCCUUAUGUGCGCCAAGCGCCGAUGCCGGCGACGUCCAAGCAACGUCAAGUCUAUACAAGACUUCGGCUCUAUAUGGUUAACAUACUCUUUGAUAGCGAGAAUUCCAAGAGUGGCUUGCUUUUGAGCUGGACGCCAGAUAUGCUGCCUCGCAGUCAAUUUGGUUUGCUGCAAAUUGAAUUUGUGCUGCAAACGAGUGGGCCAACUUAAAAUGUACCCAACAACGCAUUCAAAUGUGAGAAUCAAAUCUCUUUGACAUGGACAAAUCAAGGAACGUAUGUUAAGGAUUAAAGGUAAAAAGGGUUGAGAGAUGCAAUAAUACAUUAUAAUCAUAAUUCAGUAUACCUGCUUAAGAUAAAGUGUACAAAAAACCAGUCUUUAAAACAUUUUUGUUGUAUCAGUAAAUACAUAUACAUAUAUUAUAUUUACUUACAAAUGUGUAAAUCGAUUACUUUCUAUUCUGCUUAACUGUUUUUCUUUUCUUUCUAAAAACAGGGCACGAAACUGACUCAAGCAUAGAUUGUGGGUGCUAAAUACUGUACUGUGCUUUUUAUAACCCAAUCGAUCGAUCAUCGUAUUCAUAGCACCCUGCUCGUUAGCAUUUAAUACUAUAUUUAUACUUAUACCGAUUACUAAGAAAAACUUGUACAUGCACAAUCUGUUGAUUCUUAGAAUUAUAUUUAUAUAUAUAUAUAUAUAUGUAUGUAUAUAGCGAUGGCAAUUCAAGAGUGCAAAACUCAAUUGGAUGUUAAGUAAUUCUGUACAUGUUUUAGAU